This is a messenger RNA of Penicillium salamii, 3771 nucleotides long. The record is from the annotation of a GenBank genome assembly. Lineage: Eukaryota; Fungi; Ascomycota; Eurotiomycetes; Eurotiales; Aspergillaceae.
AUGGCUGGCACCGGAAAGUCUACCAUAGCUCUGACGGUUGCUCGUGAACAAUAUGAACACCACCAUCUGGGCGCGAGCUUUUUCUUCUCAAGAGGUGGAGGGGGGCGUUCCUCAGCCCGCAGCUUCCCGGCUACCAUUGCAGCUCAACUGAGAGAGUUCUCCCCAGAGCUGAAAAAAUGCAUCAACGAUGCUGCAGCGGUCAAUCCUCGGAUUCGAACCUUAAUGCUAUACGACCAGUGGAAAAAGCUUGUUAUAGAGCCACUCUCGCAUAUGAGAAACAGAUCAUUUCCAAGCCCACUUCUUUUGGUCAUUGACGCCUUAGACGAAUGUGAUGAUGGCGCAUUGUAUGGCGAGACGGCAUUUUCGGCCUUGGUUCAAUGUCUCAAAGAUAUCACAACGAUCAAGGGUGUUGAAGUUCGAGCUUUCGUCACCAGCAGACCAGAUGGAGCAAUCAAACUGGGGUUCCAGCGCAUCCUGAACAAAGAAUUCCAAGGAUUUGCUCUCCACAAUAUCGAGCGAUGGAUUGUGGAUGAAGACUUGACUACGUUUUACAAAACUAGGCUCACCGACGCCGCCGUUGAGCUGAAUCGUGCUGACUUGAAAUGCUCCGAUGAGGCCAUCAAACACUUAGUUGAGAAGUCUCACGGGCUCUUCAUUUAUGCUGCCUUGGUGUGCAAAUAUGUCUGUGCUGGGGGGGUUACCGCUCAUUACAAGCUAUCUGACCUGCUGGCCGCUGGCAACAAUUCUGUUAAGGCGGAAAUCGGACUCGAUCGACUUUACACUACGGUUCUGGAAAGCUCGUUCGCGACAAUUAUAGACUCUGACGACAGAGUGGCCGCGCUGGGCUUGUUUCAUCGAGUUAUUGGAUCCGUUGUCAUACUGUUCGAUGUAAUGACGGCUCCCGAUUUGGCGAUGCUACUUGGAGAACCAGAGGGCCAAGUUCUCACAGUCCUAAGCUGCCAGGAAUCGGUCAUAGAUGUCACAAAACAUAACGGCCCGAUUAGGCUCGUGCAUCCAUCAUUUCGUGAUUUUCUUCUAGACUCUACCAGAUGUCUUCAGUCAGACUUUUUAGUUGACACCAAAGAGGAACACGGUCGCCUCUUCAGAUGCUGUGUUCAACUUAUGAAAGACCACUUACGUCGCAACAUGUGUAUGUCCUCACAGCCUGCAAUCAAUCCACGAGAUCACAUUUCCAAGUCGGACAUGAGAAAGAAUAUUCCCAUUGCUGUUCAAUAUGCGAGUUGUUAUUGGAUACAUCACUUACGGCGAAGCGCCAUCGACCCCACGGAAGAUGGGGAUAUAUUGGAAUUUUUCCAAUAUAGAUUUAUCUACUGGCUGGAAGCUUUGGCUUUGAUAGCUCGCUUAUCUGAGGGUGCUCUGAUGAUGGAUAUCUUGGCAGAAAUGGUAUCGGUAAGUCAUUCCAAGGUUCUUAUUCGCAAAUACGAAGGUGAUGUUAAUUUAUCGCAGAUCCCGAAUACUAAUACUACACCUCGGUCUUCUCAGAAUCGGCUCACCAGAAAGCUAAUGGACAAGUUGAAGAUGACUGAAAAGCCUGCAAAGCCUCCAAAGCCUCACAAAGAUACACCAACUCCUUUGCAUCUUGUACUCAUGGAUGCGAAACGGUUUCUUCGGAGUCAUAUAUCAACCAUCGAGGAUGCGCCCUUGCAAUUGUAUUCCUCGGCAAUACUGUUCAGUCCCACAUCGUGUAUUACACGUCAACGUUAUCAUCAUGAAAUUCAGGGAUGGACAUUGCCCAACCCUGGUCUUUCUGAGGUAUGGGCACAGCAUAUCCAACGAUUCGAUUGCGAAGGUCCAGCCAAAGACGUGGUAUUUUCGCAAGAUGGUCGCUUGUUUGCCGCCGCAUUUUCCACAGGCUUCGUCUAUGUUUGGGAAGCAACAACAUUCACACAGGCGAAAAAAUUAGAUGCAAAUGCGGAAGCUAUCGUUUCAGUGGUAUUCUCACCUGAUGGCUGCCUUGUUGCCAUUGUGGAUGGAGUUGGUAUCAUCUCACUCUGGGAUCUGACGACGUCAAGCCGGUUACCCUUUCGGGGGGAGCCUGGGAAAGUUCUCGAAGUGGCGUUCCUGUCCAAUGGCAAUCUUGUGGCUUCUUAUCUUCCUGUGAUUUACAUAUGGGACGUUGAUACGGGUAUGAAGCUGCAUACGCUGAGAUAUUCAGACUUUGAGCACUUGCCUAUCGGGAGAAAGCUAUCCAUUGAUUGCACCAUCAUAGACUUCUGCGCGAAGCCCACGAGAAUCGAAAUCCGAGAUAUGAUGACAGGCACAAUCAGACGGUCUUUCGAAUGCCCCGGGCUUCUUCGUGACAAACGAAAAGCAGUUCAAGUUUCACCCGAUGGCAAUCUAGUUGCCUUUGAAUGUCACCAUGCUCCAGAUAACUGCGCUCUCUUGAAUAUUAAAACUGGAGAAACAAGAUUUUGGAGAUCGCGGCUUCCUUAUUCUAAUAACGAUUGUCUGCGCUUUGCAUUCUCACCCGACAGCAAGUUGAUUGCUGUUGCAAGUGUCCCGGACAUUGAGAUCUUUCAAGUUGCUACUUGGAAGAUAUUACAAUGUCUCCAGAUUCCCGAAGGUCUUGCUUCAAGUAUCACAUUCUCACCUAGUGGAAAUAUUUUGGCCUCCGGAUGUGAGUUUGGGUCAAUCGUUCUUUGGGAUGUCAGAACUUUUGAAGAAUCCCGCAAGUCACAGAAUCAAAAUUCAUACCCCAGAGGCAGAGCCACUUCAGUCGAUGUCAAUGGCUUAGCAGUAACGUCUGACCACGGUGAAAUUUUCUUUUGGGACACAGAAGCACAAAGAUGCCGGGCUAUGAAGGACCAGGAAGACCGCUCCAACAACUCUGGCAUAGCUUUAUCACCCGGGGGUAAGCUAUUAGCUUCCACCCAAGCGGACGGGAAAACCUACCUUUGGGACACAACAACCGGCGCACGAAGACAUGUCCUCAAAAUGAGAACAGAAGAGCUUGAGUGGAACUCUGCGCUGCAAUUUUCACCAAACGGGAAACUCUUGGCCACUGCGACAUGGCCAGAAGUGGUAACAAUCUGGGAUACAACCACUGGGAAAAAACAGCAUGACAUUGUCUUCCGCGAGCAAGAUACCGGGAGUAGCCAUCACAAAGCUUCACCAAUCGUGUUCUCAUCUGAUAAUAAUCUCAUAGCCUUUGCAUGUGCUUCCCAUACUAUUAUUUAUAUGUGGGAUCUCAGAAAGAAUAUCGCAAUUCCAAAGAUCGAGUUCCGCUGCAGCCACCGCAAGCUCAGACGCGUCAUCGUUUACGAUCAGAUCAUUGCUUUAGCUUUCUCUCCAGAUGGUAAGCGCCUGGCCUCAAUAUCUUCGGGUGACGGUCUUUGCCUCUGGGACACAGCAACAGGGAAGAGAUUGUGGUAUCACGAUUCCCCCAGCUUACCAGGCGGACCAUUGGUAUUUUCGCCAAAUGCAGAACUCAUAGCUUGUCAAGAAUCCUCCUCGAUAAAACUGUUAGAUGUGAAAUCCGGCACACUGCAGCAUGAUAUCCAUACUCCAUGUCAUAUAGAUCAUUUUUUCUUUUCCGGCGCAGGUCUUACGACAAAUCGCGGGUCCCUUCCACUGACUACUGACGAUUCACAAGCAAUUUUUGUUUCCGAAGAUUGGAUAAUGGUAGGAGGACAACGAAAUGUUUACAUUCCUCCAGAUUACCGAAGAUUAUUUGCGUUUGUUUCUGGUGAUGCGAUAGUGUUCUUUGACAGCUCAAACCAGCCCCAGACCGUGCGCUAUAUUCGCCCUUAG